Molecule: messenger RNA, 4051 nt
Organism: Mytilus californianus (California mussel)
Lineage: Eukaryota; Metazoa; Mollusca; Bivalvia; Mytilida; Mytilidae
Exons: 9
Coding region: 48-3545 (1165 amino acids)
Source: RefSeq, a predicted model, not a curated record
UGGCAGAACUUAGAUACAUACUUUAGCCAGUGGUUGAACGAGGCAGGAUGAUUCUGUUCUGCAUAUUUAGUUUGUUAUUUGAAAUGUGUUGUGGCUGUGGUGAACCUUUGGACUUGGUUUUCCUGGUUGAUGGAUCAAGCCUUGUGUCACCAUCAGACUUUAUACAAGAGAAGGCAUUUUUGUCAUCACAAACGAUGGAAUAUUUUAUUUCACCAGACAGAGUUCGGAUCGGAGUUCUGCUAUUCUCAGAUGGAGUAUGGGAAACCGUAGAUUUCAAAGUAUCCGUAAAUAAUGGAGACUAUAUACAUAAAAUAUCAGACAUGGCACAACCAUUUGGUGACCUGCUUAUAAACAAUGCGUUAAAAUCAGUGAAGGAACUAUUCCGAAAGGAAGGGAGACCAGAUGCAAAACGUGCAGUUGUACUAAUUACAUCCGGGCGUUCUAGAAUAUUGUGGCAAUCCUUCCGUGAGGCUCGACAGCUUCGACAGGAACAAAUAGCACUGUUUGCCAUCGGUGUUGGCAGGGGGGUCUCACGGAGUGAACUGAUUGGCAUCACGAGUGACAGUAACAACAUUUUACAAGUCGACACGUUUAAUUCUUUGUUUUCCCUGUCAGCUAAAUUACACGAGUUAAUUUGUCCAGGUUUUCAAGCUGGUUCUAUUAAACCAACAUCGUAUGAAUCCAUAUUUUUAUUUAAACCUUACGUUGAAUUAUCCAUUAUUGGUAACAAUGGCAAUAAAGGGAUAUCCAAUGUGCUACCUCAGCGGUCUGGCCUCAUAGACAAUCAGUUUUAUAAGGGAAACAGUGCUGAAAAAUCCAAAAGCAGUAUACUUAACACGAGGAACACAAGUAAAUCCAAAUCAGAAAGUAGAAUCAGUGCAAAUUCUAACCGCAAGAAGAAAAUAUUGGCUGGUGAGAGGAAAAAUAGAACAGGAAGGAAUAGAUCCGAAAUAAAGACAAAGACCAAGAAAAUUGAAAAGCCCGCCAAAAUGAAGACACAAUCCUUUAUUCAUUUACCAGUACUAGUAAAUAAGAAAGACGGGGACGAGAAAAAAAAUAAUAGAGUAUUCAAGAAAAAUUCAGCAGGAAGAAAGAGAGAUAUUAAAAGCAAUAAAUCCGAUAAUACAAUAGGCCAGAAGGAAUCUAAGCUAAAAAGUUCCAAGAAAUCAUACUGGAGAGCUAAGUCUGUUAAUGACAUAUUUGCAACAUCAAGUGACAGUAAAACAAAUACGUGGAACAAUUUGUUUAAUAUGAACGGAAUUACUUUCCCAAAAAUUAAAGACAAUACGAAAGGACACGAAAAGACAAAAUCUUCAGACCAUUUUAAAGUUGGAUACAAAUAUGAAACAAACGAUUUUACAGAAGGCUUACUCAAAAAUACAGUAUCAACACCAUCAGCAUAUCAAACAAAUACCAAAUCACUUAACAACGAACCAUUGCUUGGUAUAAGGAAGCAAACAAUAUGGGAUUCAAUUGUUGAUAGUGUAGAACCAUUAACAAAAGGUCAAAACAAUUCGAUUAAAAAAUUUGUAAACAUUAAUGAAGUCGAAACCCAGAAAGUAUUUGGUGAUCAUACAAAUAAUUUUGUCGUAGAUACGAAAGAAGAGGCUUCUCCGGUAAAAUCUUCCAAGACAAUAGAUUUGGACCAAGUCGUGAUAGGAAAUUCUGAUAAUGACAAAGAAAUCCAAUACAUCUUACAUAUAAGAGAAAAUGGAAAUAUUGAAAUGGUUCCGGAUUUGAAGUCAAACGUAAAAGACGACGAUACAUACCGAUCAUCGCCGAGUGUACAUAAUGAUAUAUCUACUAAAAAGGAACAAGGACUUUUGGCAAAAAAUAAAACGUCUUCAUCAGAAAAAAGUGAAACUGUAUCAAAAGUGAAUGAAAAUGAAUCGCUGAAAAAUAAAAGUGCAAAAGUGGUGCCCGUUAGUAAUAAAAUUAUUGAACAAACGGAAAGUGAAAUUCAAAAAGAAGCAAAGAGGAUAAUGUAUAAAAUCCGCAAAGAUGAAGUGAAAGAGCCAAAGAAGUCAACAUUUGCCAUGUUGAAACACAAAAUAUCUAAUCAGAAACCUGGAAAAUCAAAUAUGUCACAAACACCGAAAUUGAAAAAGAAAAUCUCCAGAAAAGCAAACAAGUUUCUCAAAGAGGUUGAUUUUAGGAAAAAUUUAAAAGGUCAUACACUUACUGAGCCCACAAAAAAGACCCCCUUAACAUUGGCACCAAAUUCUAUUACUUAUAGUUCAAGAUCAAAUGCAAAUAAAGCUCCGAUAGUCGUUUCAUCAACUGUCAGUCCAACAACCGCAAUGCGGGAUAUAACAAGCGCACCAAGCCGGCAGAAAAAAAUGCAAAAAUCUGUCAAAUCACCAAAAGGAAGACUAAUUGAGAUGAACCAUAAACAAAACUCUCCUUUAAGUAAUCAUGGAUUCUUUGGAUUUUCUAAGGAUCUAAGACAACAGGUCGCCUCGCUGUUAGAUUUUGUAAUGUUAGAACACGAUCGAAUGAUAAAGAGAAAAAAACAGAAGAAGAAACCUAAAAAAAAGAAACAGAAAAAGCGUGAUCGCAUCGUUCCAACUCCAUCAGUAGAAUGGCGAAAUAUCAAGACACUUAUGCAAUCUAUAAGUAAGGAAUCAAACAUUAAUGAUAAGACUCAUAACCAGCAAUCAAUCAAAAAUGAUGAUGCUCCUGAGAGAUGGAAUUAUAGGCGUCAAACCAGAUUUCGUCCUGGCAAUGAAGUACGAAGAAAAUUUCUCGCAGAGUCAAACACCGUCGAUAACACGGACACAACAAUGGUAUCAGAAAAUGAACACUGCAAGCUGCUGCCUUUUAAAAAAGACUCCAGCUUUUACAUAGAGACAACAGAAAAUAGAACAGUAGUGAGACCUUGUCCUACAGGAACUGCGUUCGAUAUCCGGUCAUGCGCAUGUACAACAAUGACAACUGUACGGGGACAUACUGACUGCCAGCCAGAAUUAUUGAUGGAUUUCGACACAGACCUAAGGGACAAAUCUGGAAAAAAUAUUCAUGUUGGUUCUCACCAUGUGGCCCUGAACAAUGGUUCGGCGGAUUUCAAUGGCAACAGUGAUUUAACAAUAUGGCGGUUUACUGGUUCACAUAUCGGACAACACCUCAUGAUCAAAGCUCGUUUCAAGACUAGGAAACACCCGGAAGUUAGACAGUAUGUUGUUAGUAACUGCCUAGAAGGCACUGUUAUUUCGUAUGGCAUUGAAAUAGAUAGAUUUGAAGAGGUUGUUAUAUUUGUAUUGGAUACGGAGCCACGUGACAGAAAAGAAAUUAAGAUACCUUUCAAGCUUGACCAAUGGACAAAUGUCAGUUUGAUCUAUGAUGGACUUCAAUUUACUGGUGUUGUGAACAACCGAAGAAAGUCGAUCCCCUCAGCAGGUAAUGUGGAAACAAGAUCGAGUCCUCUAAGAGUUGGUGGGUGCGGUGGAAAGAAACAUGGAUUUUCGGGUUUAAUCGAUGAGGUAUCAUUGUCAUUUUGUAUCCCUAGACAGAAUAACCGGCGCGUAUUUGGCCGUAUGAGUUCAUGAGGUGAUAAAAGACCAAUAUUUUCAAUAUCGAUGUUCAUUUCCAUGGUCUGAAUGUCAUCAAUAUCAUUAAUAGUACUCCGACAAAUAACUGGAAAUAUAUCGACAACAACAACAAAAUUUGAAAAUUUUGAAAUGUUAUACUUUGACCUAGAUUUGCUGCAUUACGGUAACAUUUGGACAUCGUGGUGCAAAUCUUCAGAUUCUUUCUACAUACCAUUAAUUAUCCAUGUCUAUGCAUAUGGAAGAACAGUAACAUAAGUUUCGUAAAAAAUAAACAUUUACAGAUCUAAGUGUUUAUGACAGAAAGCUUAAAAUUGACAUCUUAUACCAUGUGCAUCGCUCAACGGGGACAAUUGUUAACUCAUGGCAGUUAAGUAUCAUUUGUAAUCAAGCACAGCUUCUAUCAUAACCCACACGCGUUCAGUCCUAUUUGUGUAUUUUUUUUUUUAUAUUUGAAUGUUGUUAUUUUGUGCGAAUAAAUAUGAUAUUAAACUGAAAAAAAGUAA